Molecule: messenger RNA, 990 nt
Organism: Salvelinus sp. IW2-2015
Lineage: Eukaryota; Metazoa; Chordata; Actinopteri; Salmoniformes; Salmonidae
Product: synaptobrevin homolog YKT6
Biological process (GO): endoplasmic reticulum to Golgi vesicle-mediated transport
Cellular component (GO): Golgi apparatus
Molecular function (GO): SNAP receptor activity
Source: RefSeq, a predicted model, not a curated record
AUUCCGGAACUAUUAUCCUGUGGGACAUUGCUUAUAUCGUGACGUGGUUGGAGUGGCUAGAAAUAAACUACAUUAGUGAACGUUCUGUAGUUAUGGACUAAUUCAGUUGAUAUUGUAUUCUCAACAUAUGUCAAACAGUGCAGUCUUAUCUGGCAGGCAUUGAGACCUCUUGGCAUUGUGGUUGUUGUUGUUUUGAGGCUUCUGCGCGGGGACACGCCUAUCAUCACUAGCCCUGUGACUCUCUGUCCCUGCGUCAUCAUGAAGCUGUACAGCCUCAGCGUCCUCCACAAAGGAGCGACUAAAUCCAACCUCCUUAAAUCUGCCUAUGACCUAUCCUCCUUUAGCUUCUUCCAACGCUCCAGUGUGCAAGAGUUCAUGACCUUCACCAGCGCCUUGAUUGUUGAGCGUUCUGCACACGGCAGCCGAGCCUCAGUCAAAGAACAAGAGUACCUGUGCCACGUGUAUGUGAGGAAUGACAGUCUGAGUGCAGUGGUGAUAGCAGACAGCGAGUACCCUCAAAGGGUCGCCUUCACACUACUAGACAAGGUGCUAGAGGAGUUCUCCAGACAAGUGGACAGCAUAGACUGGCCAUCUGGAAACCCCGAAACCAUCAACUACAAAGCUCUGGACAUCCACCUGGCCAAGUACCAGAACCCCAGAGAGGCAGAUGCUAUGACCAAAGUGCAGGCUGAACUGGACGAGACAAAGAUCAUUCUGCACAACACCAUGGAGUCUCUGUUGGAAAGAGGGGAGAAGCUGGAUGAUCUGGUGCAGAAGUCUGAACACCUGGGGAACCAGUCUAAAGCCUUUUAUAAGACUGCACGGAAGCAGAACUCAUGCUGCGAGGUCAUGUAAUGACUGUGAACCGUCCUCUUAGACACAUCUCUUGGCCUUUCUGCUCAUCCUACAACUCCCAUCAUGCCCCAGCCUCCAGGAGAUAGAAUGGCCUCUGCUCAGUCACUGGGAGGGCACAGAGGCAGUUGGGGGGGG